CCUGAAAAGGACAAAAACGGAAAGGUUUCCAAACAAAAGAAGAAAAAAGUCGCGCCAACCCUUGAAGAAGCUAGGCCUACUCUUGAACAGCGAAAACUAUUGCUAGAGUCUUUUAGCGCUCUCUUUCAACCUGAGGAAAAAUUCCUUUUUGUUCCUGGGCGAAAAAUUUUCAAUAAAGAGGAGACUCAAGUUUAA
This is a messenger RNA of Acaulospora morrowiae, 195 nucleotides long. NCBI's taxonomy places the organism in Eukaryota, Fungi, Glomeromycota, Glomeromycetes, Diversisporales, Acaulosporaceae. The record is from the annotation of a GenBank genome assembly.